CUCCCCACGUGUAUAUCAGCGAAGAGCCUUUACGGGGAAGAUACUACAAGAAGACGGAGUUUUCAUGUCACUGUUAGAAUUAGAAUUAAACACUAACUUUUUGAGGUUUCUCUUGAUGUACCUGAAAGUUGAUAUCGAGCACAUAACUUACAGAAAUAUAAAAAAGUGGAAAUGAGCUCAGUAGUUCGGCCAUAGACCAACAACAACGGCGCUUCCCUUCAUCACUCUCUUCCCAUGAACCAUUGCGCGAGUCCGCUUAGUGACAUGAAAACUCCGGCGUCUUCUUGGAGUAUCUCUCCCAUAUAGGCUCUUCGCUGAUCUACACGUGGGGAGUUUGAACACGUCGCUAUCUCGCUAAAGAUCCAAAUCUGAGGAUGAAGAGCGAGGACGUGGAGCGGCUGUUAAUCCAGUUUCAGGAUGAAGAAGGGGAGGUCCUGGGCUCACCUUUCGACGUGCCUUUAGACAUCACCCCAGACAAACUACAGCUCGUCUGCAAUGCACUGCUACAAAAGGAUGAGCCAGUGCCACUGGCAUUUUUUGUGCGUGGAGAGGCUGAGGUGGUGUCCAGUCUGGGAUUGUGUGUGCAGGCUCUUGGGGUCGAGACAGAGCAAGUUGUGCCGGUGGUUUACCAGCCUCAGGCUGUGUUCAGGGUUAGAGCGGUGGCCCGCUGUACCAGCACACUACAGGGACACACAGAAGCUGUCAUCUCAACUGCUUUCAGCCCCACCGGCAAAUAUCUGGCAAGUGGUUCAGGCGAUACCACAGUACGUUUUUGGGACUUGACUACUGAGACACCUCACCACACUGCCAGAGGACACACACAUUGGGUACUGAGCAUCGCCUGGUCACCCGAUGGAAAGAAGCUGGCUUCAGGGUGCAAGAACAGUCAGAUCUGUCUGUGGGAUCCAGUGACAGGUACACAGAUGGGGAAGACUUUGACCGGACACACCAAGUGGAUCACUUGGCUCAGCUGGGAACCCCUCCACCUUAACCCAGAGUGUCGGUACUUAGCCAGCAGCUCUAAGGACGGCUCAAUACGAGUCUGGGACACAGUGCUGGGACGCUGUGAGAAGAUCCUGACUGGACACACUCAGUCAGUCACCUGUGUGAAGUGGGGAGGAGAUGGACUUCUUUACACUUCCUCCCAGGACAGAAUGGUGAAAGUCUGGAGAGCCAAAGAUGGUGUCCAGUGCAGGACUCUGCAGGGUCAUGCCCAUUGGGUGAACACCUUGGCUCUCAGCACAGACUAUGUCCUGCGCACUGGAGCGUUUGAACCUGCAACCGCCACUAUCAACCCCCAGGACCUCACUGGAUCAUUGGAAGAGCUGAAGGACAAAGCUUUGCAGAGAUAUAAUAAAGUUAGGGGUUCAGCUCCAGAGCGCUUGGUGUCCGGGUCCGAUGAUUUCACCUUGUUCAUGUGGAACCCUGCCGAAGACAAGAAGCCUCUGGCCAGGAUGACUGGACACAGCGCUCUGGUCAACCAAGUGCUCUUCUCCCCAGACACCAGGCUCCUCGCCUCUGCCUCAUUCGACAAGUCCAUUAAAAUCUGGGACGGACGCACUGGGAAGUACCUAACUUCCCUGCGGGGCCACGUGGCAUCUGUGUAUCAAGUGGCGUGGUCGUCAGACAGCAGGCUGCUGGUCAGUGGCAGCAGCGACAGCACACUUAAAGUUUGGGACAUCAAGACAGGGAAGCUGAACAUGGACCUGCCCGGCCACGCUGAUGAGGUUUAUGCAGUGGACUGGAGUCCUGAUGGACAAAGAGUGGCCAGUGGUGGGAAAGACAAAUGUCUCAGAAUAUGGAGAAGAUAGCCACACCUCCGUUCCCUUUCCCAACUUUGGCAGAUGAUUUCACAUCUUCUACGAUCAAGAAGCUUGACAGCUGGAGCAAAGGCGGCUUGGCUGUACCUAAUCCCCCAUUUGGCUUUAUUACACUGUCAUUGUGUCAAGGAGCUCUAACUGAGUCAUGAUGCAAAACCCCUUCCCCAGGUUUGAAACGCAUGUGGGAAUAUUAAUAACACUUUCAAGGUGUUUAGCGGAAUGGGAGUUUAAAACAGGAGAGUUCGUAAUCAUCAGAACUUCCAUCCAUUGAGCUACAUUGUAAAAAUGUAUGUCAGUGUUAGCAUCUCACAUUGAAAGGGUUUCCAUUCAUGUACAUAUUGUUUUGUGCAUAUCAGGGGCCCUGACAUGUAAAGAUCUUAAAAUGUAAAGCCUUGUCAUAGUGCCACGUCCACAUGCAGAAACUACAGACAACACAUUUAUUUCUGAACACAGAAUAUAAUGCAUACAUUGAGAGAUUAGUAAAAGACGUAAACUUACUAGAUGAACUAUAUACUGCAGGGGACAGGUGGACCAGUGCGGCAAAAGGUGGGAGCGUUUAAUACCUUCCUCUGAUUUUAAUGCCGACCACACUCGCCCUGCACCUUCAGCUUUUAAUCUCCUGUCCCGGUCAGCAAAGCCUCAGCCUGCUGCGGUGAAGCCAAGUGUCACCAGUUCUGAACUUCCUGGUCCUCCAUCCCACCGAGGAAAGAACAAGGACAUUUUCAUUCAUUUAUUCAUUGAUACAAAUAAAUAUUAACAUACAAAAAACAGGGAAAUCGUUUUUAUAUAAUCUUACAUGACCUGCUUGACCUUACAGGCCCCCGCUGUCGGAAGAAGCUGCUUUAAAUUAAGAGUUUGUAAAUGCUUGAGGUGGUCGGGGAAACCAACAAGUGAAAACAUUGUUUAUGUUAGCCAUAUAGUGUGGCUGUAUUGUAUUUAGUCCAUUUCAUAACACAUUUCUAUUUAUAAAAUCAAAACUCAUAAGAAAAUAAACAAGACUUGAUGUUGGUCA
This is a messenger RNA of Cyclopterus lumpus (lumpfish), 2832 nucleotides long. It is a transcript of the gene nle1, whose product is annotated as notchless homolog 1 (Drosophila). Gene Ontology annotation, molecular function: protein binding. Lineage: Eukaryota; Metazoa; Chordata; Actinopteri; Perciformes; Cyclopteridae. Bases 375 to 1811 code for a protein of 478 amino acids. The record is from RefSeq and is a predicted model, not a curated record. Gene Ontology annotation, cellular component: nucleolus. The transcript is spliced from 13 exons. Gene Ontology annotation, biological process: Notch signaling pathway; ribosomal large subunit assembly.